Messenger RNA from Homarus americanus (American lobster), 2636 nucleotides. RefSeq names its product GATOR complex protein NPRL3-like (gene Nprl3). The transcript has 12 exons. Gene Ontology annotation, cellular component: GATOR1 complex. NCBI's taxonomy places the organism in Eukaryota, Metazoa, Arthropoda, Malacostraca, Decapoda, Nephropidae. Bases 53 to 1912 code for a protein of 619 amino acids. Gene Ontology annotation, biological process: cellular response to amino acid starvation; positive regulation of autophagy; negative regulation of TORC1 signaling. The record is from RefSeq and is a predicted model, not a curated record.
UCUGUAUACCGAAGAUGUAAACAUUUGCUCUGAUAAGUCUUAAAAACCUAACAUGUACAAUACUAUGGAUGUUAAUCCACUCUGUAUUAUAUUAGUGAAAAAUGGAAGUAGAGGAGACAGACUGUUAUUUCGUUAUCCUUAUUCUGUUGACACCACAAAGGAGACAAAAACCAAAAAUAAAAGACCUAAUCCAUAUUCUCUGCUCAUCGAGGGGAAUACGCAGACAGUACCGAUGCCCCACACAUCAAACAUCUCCAAUGGCAAGCUCGUUGGUUUUAGUGAUAAGGUUAUGUCAAAUCUCUUUGCUGUGAAGAGUGAACUUUGUGACAGCAAAUUUGAAUUGAAAGUAAAUGAUGUGAGAUUUGUUGGUCAUCCCGUACGCCUCAAUCCUUCCACAACUCACGCCCGACCACAGGACAAGAGAAAAGCUUCUACAAUUAUUCUUUUCAACAUUGUCUUUGCAUUAAAGGCAACAUUAAACCAUGAUGUCGUGAACUGUUACCACGACUUAAGCAUGAGACUUGGAUUGGCCUUGCGUCAUGAGGAGUACCGCUGCCAGUUUCUCUCAUCAGAAGCCAAGAUAAUGCUCGCAGCACAUGAUGAGACUUCCACUUCUCCUGAAGACGGACAGGUCUCACCAUUUCAAUUGAUCUUGGACCGCAGCCUCCUUGCUCGACAUCUUAGACAAGCUUAUGAAGAGUUGUGUGGGUCUGGUAUUGUUCAACUUCGGCUCAACAAAUGGAUAGAAGUUAGCUUUUGUUUGCCACAAAAAGUACACCACAGUUUAGCCACAGGAAGGCCAGUUGAUUGUGAAGGACUACUGCGAGGGCUGCAAACGCUGAAGCCUUAUCACACAUUGCUGCUGUUGGUGGAGCGAUCAGAACUAUUACAUUCACUCUCACCAGAUGCUUCACAAGCCUUAUGGAGGUUGCUUCAUGUGGAGGAGUCACAUCUCACCCCCUUCUUCACCUUGGCUGCUGAUGCUGAUCUUACUCUAACUCAGGUCUUUAUGUUGGUGGGUCAUCUUGUUUACUGGGGCAAGGCUACCAUCAUAUACCCUGUGUGCAGCACCAAUGUCUAUGUUCUCUCUCCAAAUGCUCCCACAAUUAUAAAUAGCCAUCUAGCCGAGAGCUUUGGUGAGCAAUUUCCAGGCUCUUCUCUGCAUGCUGUUAUGGCAGAUUUUUCCCUCCCCACAUCUCUCAGUGAUAAAUGUCACCCAAUAACUUCACCUCAUCAACAGCAAGAACAAGUACAACAAGUAUUGUGGUUAUUGAAACAUGGUCUCCUGCAGCAGUUACAUACAUACAUCUAUCUGGCUCCUCCUAUGUCUUAUGACUUUGAGGGAGUGCGAACCGGGGGACGGGAGUUUGGAGGAGCUGGGCAACUAGGAAGCCAGGGGACCAGCUCUCCAGCCAGUACAAGCAUUCCAACACCGACUGUUCAUGAGCCUCCACCUCUCUCUCAUGAAAAUUCUUUACUGACUCCCCAUUCACAAUCUAAUCAUCAUCCAGACAUAACCCAUGAUGCUCUCCACCAUGCAGCAGUGCAGCUUAGUCAACCAGCCUCGGAGAGUGAUCUGGGAUCUGUGUGCAGUGAUGAGAGGAGUCCAAGUCCAGGAGUAAACAUUGGUGCCACACCUGAGGAUUCUGUUCAUCGUUGUCUGGAUGCUGCUUUAUCUCCUGCAGAGAAGGAGAUGGUGAUGAAAGUGGAGGCAGCACGUAAUCCUGAAGAUCUCAAACUCUUUGCAAAGCUGUGUGUGUAUUUCCGGGGGCAUCAUCACCUUGAAGAGAUGAUGUACAGGGUUAAUCUACGAAGAUCACAUCUACUUCAACUCAUUGAUAAAUUCCGUCAAGUCCUCAUCACUUGUCAGUAUCCAGAUGACUCUAUUACACUGUCUACCCAUACCAAGUGAUAAUAUGUGAUUUAGCAUUAGCUUUUAGAUUAUUGUAAAUAAAGAAAAUGUAAUUAUUAUAUAUGCUUCAAAAAUAGAAAACUAUAUUUUCUGAUAUUUCUUGUUCACUCAUCUCAAACAGAAAAGCUUUUUGUGAUGUAGAUGCCAGAUAGCAGUGACGUACAUCUAAGUGUAAACUCUACGUAUAAUUGAUGUAUUUCAACAUGCUCAUCAGUGAUUUCUUAAUAUUAACAAGCCCAGGACAUAAAAAACAUUUCUGUGAUCUUUAAAAGUACACUAAAAUCACUAAGUCAAUUAAUUUGAAACUAAUGAAUCACAGUCUCAUUUAGAAUGCAGUUAAAUAAUCCCCAAAAUAGGUGAUAUGAUAUGUAAGAUUGGCUCAGUGUACAAUAUGCUAUUUGAAGAUGUUUUCUGCUUAUACAGUUGUUCUGUAACACAAUAUGUAUUAAGGUGGCAAUGGAGAUGAAAUGGAUAAAAACAAUACAAAGCUUCUCACUGAAAAAUAAAAAAACAAGAAAAGCACAAGCAAAAAUUUCUCCAAUUAUCCAUUUGUUUUAAGACAAAUUAAGAUAUUAGUCUGCCAGUACAGUAUUAUCCAUUUAUUUAUACAGGGCAUCUGAUAUGCAAUGAGUGGCUCUUGGAUCUCCAUUGCUUUCUAUAUUAGUAAAGUACAGUAAAUUCAAUACAUAAUCCAUAACUUUAUCCUUAUCUUUAUAUAUAUAUA